Messenger RNA from Phytophthora infestans T30-4, 651 nucleotides. RefSeq lists its product as uncharacterized. NCBI's taxonomy places the organism in Eukaryota, Oomycota, Peronosporomycetes, Peronosporales, Peronosporaceae. Gene Ontology annotation, biological process: regulation of cell cycle. Gene Ontology annotation, molecular function: histone H3K79 methyltransferase activity. The transcript has a single exon. The record is from RefSeq and is a predicted model, not a curated record. The coding region runs from base 1 to 651 and encodes 216 amino acids.
AUGGCCUCAUUAUCCCACAUAUUUGAGACUUUGUAUCUGGAACACCCGCUUCAAGUAUCGAAGAAAGCUUCGCGAGAGGAACGUCGCGACCGCGAGUUUAUCUCCAUGAGUCUCGUGUACGGCGAGAUCGCCUUCGAGCCGUUCAAAGUCGUGCUGGACGUGCUGAAACGAUGGCACCACGUGUUGAACAAACCUGGAGGUAGUUUCCUGGAUAUUGGGUCGGGAAGUGGUAAAGCAGUCUUCGCUGCAGCUUUAUUGCACGAUUUUGACGCUUGCUACGGCAUUGAAGUGCUGGAAGGUCUUCACUGCAUUUCCCAAGAGGUUUUGCAACGCUGGGAGAAAAUUAUCAAGCCGAAUUUCGCGCUGUCUAUGCAGAAGAAGCGAACGAGAAUUUCGUUCACUCAAGGAGACGCACUCGCUGCGGACUGGCCGGCCAAUGUGGAUCUGGUUUUCCUCAACUCGACGUGCUUUGGCGAACGGUUAAUGUACGCGUUCGCGAGGAAGCUCGCACUAAGUUGCAAGCCCGGAGCGAUUGUCAUCACGGCAACACACAAAUUGCCAGAUACGCAAAACUUCUCAGUUUUGAGGCAACUGACUGUCACCCAGGAAGCUUGGGGUGACGCCACUUGGUAUUUGCAUCGGAAGAAAUGA